Messenger RNA from Tuber melanosporum (Perigord truffle), 2796 nucleotides. RefSeq lists its product as uncharacterized. The transcript has 7 exons. Gene Ontology annotation, molecular function: 1,3-beta-glucanosyltransferase activity; glucan endo-1,3-beta-D-glucosidase activity. The record is from RefSeq and is a predicted model, not a curated record. Gene Ontology annotation, cellular component: fungal-type cell wall; extracellular region; cell surface. Lineage: Eukaryota; Fungi; Ascomycota; Pezizomycetes; Pezizales; Tuberaceae. The coding region runs from base 262 to 2397 and encodes 711 amino acids. Gene Ontology annotation, biological process: carbohydrate metabolic process; cell wall organization.
ACAUUUUUGUGCAUCUCUAUACUAUUCUAUACCCAAUUUGUCACUCUCCCCAUAAUAUUAAUCGUACAAGCAUCUCCACUCCGCAUAAACACUCUCCCCCGCUUAAUUUCUCCUGGUCUGUUGUCUCGUAUUUCUGAGAGAUCCCGUAGAUUCUCCAACACGUCCGACCCGCCCCUUUGGAGGUGCUACUAGGGAAAAGGGAAGGAAAUACCCGCGAUCCUUAGGCUAUAAACGAAAAGGGGGGGUUACGCGGUCCACAAAAUGUCGAACCUUCAACGAAACUUUUCCUUCCAGGCACACGACGACAAUCCGGCCUACCAUCCCCUCAAUUCUCCUAGCGACUCUCCCCAGCAAACAUCAAUGGCUCAAAAUUCGCAGCCAUUCACUGGCGACAAUCUAGAGAGAUUGGAUGAUAGGAGUAGCCCGCACAGCGGAGUUCCCGCUGAGCGUUGGGAAGGACACCCUGCAGAUUCCACCGAUAGAGCUCCGGACGAAGGGUAUAGGCAUGGCGUGGAAGGCGAGAAUGAGUACUCCGGAGCGUGGUCGAAUCGCGGCCAGCAAUCUGCCUCUCGGAAUCCGUCGCCAGUGACUGCUGCCGAAGGGGGGGGACCCGCAAACAAUGGAGAAGACGAGGGGUACCUGGGCCCGGAACUAGGAUACGCGCAAGGUAACCGCCGAUCAGGCUACUUUACCAGAGAAGGAGAUCAGUAUGACAAUUUGAAUUCAUCGCAGCGAGGUUUGGUGACGCCUGGAUCUACAUCACCACCACUAUAUCCGCCAUCAGCCUCUUCACCUUUUUCUCAGGCACCGCUGAUAGGCGGAACAUCAGCUCCCGCGCCUCCAGCGCAUGGACUCGGCGCUCUGGAGAAUAGGUCCAGUGAUAGGGUGUUGUCUACCCCUGUCGGUGGUCACUAUACAGAUAAUCCGUACAACCGCUAUUCGACCACGUGGGAUCCGGUAUUAAGCUCAACGCAGGUACAGGUCGACGGCAACGCCGAUACCUAUGUAUUAAGCGACGACGAGGAGGAGGCGCAUCGACGUGGAGCCGCAGCAGCAACGGGUGCUGCAGGUGGAGGUGUGUUGGCCGCUUUAAGUUCUAGGGUUGGCCGACCGGCUCCCAGCCAUGUCUCCCCUGGUGCUGCUGGCGCGGCCGGGGCUGGGGGCGGGGGAAGCGGGGUCAUUGAGAGGGGCGGCCUAUUGGGAGGAAGCGAUGGGGGGUCAGGAAAUCUUAAUAAUGAGAAAGUUGCGCAAUCCGAAUGGCUACGAUCACAGACGAAGUCGAAGAAAAAGCUCCGGUGGAUCAUUGGCCUCAUACUAAUCGUCUUCAUCCUCGGCGCGGCAGGAGGCAUAUCUGCGGGAGUAGUCUUGUCUAAGAAGAACUCUGGGGGCUCCUCCUCGCCAUCUACGCGGGAAGCGAGUGGGGGUGGAGGGUCUGGACUUUCCGGAGAAGAGGAUAUCAAGCAGAAUGGCGAUUUGAACAGGGACUCGCCGGAAAUCAAAACUCUCAUGUCAAACACCAGGUUUAAGAAGGUUUUCCAUGGGAUGGACUACACUCCUCUCAACGCGGUCUACCCUGACUGCAUCGGAAACCCCCCAACCCAGAACAACAUCACCCGCGAUAUCGCCAUCAUGUCCCAGUUGACCGAUAAGCUGCGCCUCUACGGCACCGACUGCAACCAGACAGAAAUGGUCCUCCACGCAAUAGACAUGCUAAAGGUCGACAUGAAGAUCUGGCUCGGUGUCUGGCUAGACAAGAACACGACAACCAACACGCGCCAACUUGGCCACCUCUACAAACUUUUGGACACUUAUCACUCGGACCGUUUCGAAGGUAUUGCCGUAGGCAACGAAGUCCUCUUUCGAAAAGAGCUCACCGAGACCGAGCUCUUUGGAAUCAUAGACGACGUACGGCACAACCUCACAUCGUUGAAUAUAAAACUCCCAGUGGGGACUUCAGACCUUGGAUCGAACUGGAAGUCAACUAUGGUAUCUAGUGUCGACGUACUCAUGGCGAACGUACACCCGUUCUUUGCCGGUGUAGUUGUAGAGAAAGCUGCGAACUGGACGUAUAACUUCUUCCAGCAGAACGACGUAAUCCUGACGGCAAACCUCGCCACAAAACCCCGCGUCAUGAUCAGUGAAGUUGGGUGGCCCAGCGGCGGUGGUAACGACUCUGGAAGCGUUGCGGGUAUUUCCGAAAUGAAUAGGUUUAUGAAGGACUUUUUGUGUACGGAAAAUAGUCGGGGGACGGAAUACUUUUGGUUCUCUGCCUUUGACGAGCCCUGGAAAAUACGAUACAACGAACCGGAACUCGGCAAAGAAUGGGAGGACAAGUGGGGGCUUAUGGACGUGAACCGGAAUUUGAAGGAUGGGUUGGUGAUUCCGGAUUGCAAGUAAUCCACUUUUCUCCUUCCUCACUCUCACAAUAUUCCACCUACUUUGGUUUGGUUGCUUUUGGAGUGGGUAGGUGGGGGUCUGCACAGAUGGCUUGGAAACUUACCAUGCCGAAAAUGCUUAUUUUUCAUCAAGUACUAUUCUUGAUUAUUGUCCGGCGUUUUUGACUCUUUCAUUCUGGGAACCUUUUUUCGAGCAGCGGUGUUUUUUCUCGUCGCCCUUUACUUUUAACUUUCAUGAGGGGGAAUUAUUUCUUUGGGACUCGCUCAGUGGUCUAAUUUUGGUUUCGAUCUUGGUAAAGAGGGAUAAAUCUCAUCUCUUGCUCUUUCUUCUAAAAUGUAUGGGGUGUGCUCCCCAUUUUCCGUGUCGGUUUCUACCUAUAUAUCUUCUGUCUGCUUGGGA